AUUAGGAGGGAUAAGGAACAUUAACAUUAAAGUAGAACUGACUACAUGUAGUGUUAAAUAUAUAACUAUGCUAAGUAAUAUGAUUUGUACUUUUUAAAGAGCUUCUGAAGCAUUACUAAUAGUAAGAAUCUAAAAUGCACUUCAAAAAACCCAAACUCAGUGACAUCAGCUCAAAAACCUCGAAAUCAACAGACAGUAACUGUGAUAUUUGCAAAGGGAAACGAAUCGAGCAGGUCUUAAAGAGAAAUCUAAAGCAGAGUGAAAACGAAAUAACGAGCAUACACCAGAUCUGCCCAAGCGUUAGCAGGACAUUUCGACUCAGGUUCUAUUUUUGUAGAAAAGCUAAGACGUUAGUCUCAAAAGCCAAAGCUAUGCUUUGCUCUUGAACCACUUGUGAACCAGCGAGUCUCCCAGGUUCCCAGUCUUCGAGGCUCAGGAAGCACAACCCAGCUGGAGCUGGAGAACAGUGCAGCACUAUCGUC
Ascoidea rubescens DSM 1968 is the source of this 482-nucleotide messenger RNA. RefSeq lists its product as uncharacterized. The record is from RefSeq and is a predicted model, not a curated record. The coding region runs from base 135 to 386 and encodes 83 amino acids. Lineage: Eukaryota; Fungi; Ascomycota; Saccharomycetes; Ascoideales; Ascoideaceae. The transcript has a single exon.